AUGGCAACAACAGGCAAGACAAAGGCCCGGACCACUCGUCGCACCCGGAUAGUUUGCAUAUCAGAUACACACAAUUGCACCGUCAAACUCCCGCCUGGCGAUGUCCUGAUUCAUGCGGGCGACAUUACGAACCAGGGCAGCCAUUCAGAGCUCUCCAAAGCGGUAAAAUGGCUGGAAGGCCUACAAUACGAAGCCAAGAUAAUCAUAGCUGGCAACCAUGACAUCACUCUCGAUGCCGACUUUUACGCCAGACACGGCCAUGACUUUCACAACAAAAAGCCGGAAUCUCACGAAGAAUGUCUAGCGCUGGUCCAAAGCUCACCAUCGCUGACUUAUCUGCAUCAUGAGACGGCCACGAUCCGGCUGUCGUCCCCGACUGGGCCGCGAACCGAGUUUACCGUCUUUGGGUCGCCCCUCGCGCCGGCGUUUCGCAACUGGGCAUUUUACUAUCCCCCGCUCCUCGAAAGCUUGUCCUGCUGUGAAACGUCGAUAGCGACGAGUGACGAGCUCCCCACUUCCCCGUGGGAGGACAUCCCAGCGCGCGCAGACAUUGUCGUAACUCAUACCCCGCCACGCGACCACUGCGACGAUCGCGGCGGCGUCGACCGUCCCACUGGCUGCGAGGCGCUUCGUCGCGCGCUCUGGCGCGUCCGUCCACGGCUCGCCGUCUGCGGCCACAUGCACGAGGGCCGGGGCGUGUCACGCGUGUCGUGGGAUCUGGGCCGUCGGUAUGGCGAGCGCGACGACGACGACUCGGCGGGGGCAUGGCAGGAUCCUGGCGCAGGAGGCAACAACAAGAUAAGCCUGGUUAAUUUAACGGCCAAGAACGCAAGCCUACCGCUGGAUAACGACGGACUAUGGUAUGAGGACGGCACUGGUGAUGUGCCUAUAGAACGCCGUGGCGAGGCAAAAGCUUCCGGGGAGGCUGGUGGUGAGAUGGUAGCACCAGGCUGGCAUGGACGCAGAGAGACGUGUGUAGUCAACGCUGCUAUUUUGAAGAGCAAGUUUCCACAUAAGGGCGGGAAGCAGUUCAACAAGCCGAUUGUCGUGGACCUCGACCUUCCUGUAGUGGAGGGAAUAGAUUUUGAUAAUUUUGAAUGGUUACAUGUUCACUUCGACAAUUACGCCGCAUACAGCAAUCAAGUUGGGUCUAUACCUUACUAA
This is a messenger RNA of Akanthomyces muscarius, 1164 nucleotides long. RefSeq lists its product as uncharacterized. Gene Ontology annotation, molecular function: hydrolase activity. The transcript has 4 exons. NCBI's taxonomy places the organism in Eukaryota, Fungi, Ascomycota, Sordariomycetes, Hypocreales, Cordycipitaceae. The record is from RefSeq and is a predicted model, not a curated record. The coding region runs from base 1 to 1164 and encodes 387 amino acids.